AGUUAGAUACAAUAUUAUAGAACUGGUACAUGCUCUUGGUGAAUGAGUGCAAUUAAAUACAUAAAUACAAAAAUAUUCUCACUUUACUUGCAGUGUGAUACCCUUUUUCUCUUUUACAGAUAAAAUAUUGUGUAUAUUUCUUGUAUGUUUUGUGUCUAUCUUGUAUUUCAGGUGUCGUUGGUGGUCCAUGGGAUGUCUCCUAUGCUUUGAGCUUCUGUGCUUUAAAUGGGUCGUCAGUGACCAUUCCCUGCACUUACAAAUAUCCCCAAAAACAAACUGUGAAACAAGUAUGCUGGUACAAGAAAGAAAAUACAGACCUGAGUCAAAGUAAACAUUUUAAAGACAGAAUUCAGUAUCUUGGGGAUACAAAGAAUAACUGCACACUGAGAAUUAAUGGUUUGAGAGAGAGUGAUGCCAAAGAAAAAUAUAACUUCUGGUUUAAAACAAAUCAAGAUAGAUACACUGGGGCAGCUGUGACUCUGAUUUUCACAGGUAACUUACAUUUUGUCAAGCUUUGAAGGUUUAUGUAUCAGGUUUAGCUUCUAUGAGAAAUGGUGAAAAACUCCUCACCCAACCCAAUUCUUACACAUGCAAAAGCCUGUAAAAUGGAGGAGAACUAAACCAAAGCAAAAAGCAUGGGCUGUUUAUACCCUUUCAGCUCUGCAGGUGAAGAUACGUCCUACAACCGUGACAGAGGGACAGAGUGUGACACUGACCUGCACCACCAGCACCUGCAGUCUAAGCAGCCCCUCCUACAUCUGGUACAAGAACAGCCUGCCUGUGUCAACCAAGCUCACACCGGGCAACAACACCCUCUUCUUCAGCGCAGUCCACAUCGCAGAUGCAGGCAGAUACGUCUGUGCUGUAGAAGGUCACGAGGAUCAUCUAUCCCGUGCAGUGACGCUCAGUGUUAGGUAUGCACCAAGGAAUACCUCAAUAUCAGUCACUCCCCCUGGUGGUGAUAUACUAGAGGGCAGUUCAGUGACUCUGACCUGUGGCAGUGAUGCCAACCCACUAGUGCACAACUACACCUGGUACAGGAGGACUGGAGAUGAAACCUUACAGAUAGGAUCGGGACAGAAUUACAGCUUCGCCAGAAUCCACUCUAAGUGCAGUGGACACUACUACUGUCUGGCAAAGAAUGAUGUUGGAAGUGACCAGUCUUUAUCCCUGCUGGUGGACGUCAAAUAUGCUCCAAGGAACAUUACAGCAUUGCCCAGUCCCUCCGUGACUAUAAUGGAAGGUGCUUCAGUGACUCUGACCUGCAACAGCGAUGCCAACCCACCUGUGCACAACUACACGUGGUACAAGAAGUAUAGCAGUACUGAAUCCAGCCUGAUUGUAUCAGGACAGAAGUACAGCAUCUCUCACGCCAGGCCUGUACACAGAGGCUGGUAUUAUUGUAAGGCAGAGAACAAAGUAGGAGCCACUGCAUCUACAACUCUUCAUGUACACGUGCACAAGCCCCCACUGUGGGGGUCCAUAGGAGCGCUGUUAGCACCUAUACUCAUCCUCAUGGCUGGCACAGUGGCAGUGUGUCUCAGUGUGUGUUGGAGAAACACGGAAACUAUAGCAGCAGAAGAUGACAGUAUGACACACAGUGAAAAGGAAGACUCCGGUCCCAUUUACUGCAACAUUUCAGCAAUGCCCACAGCCCCUGGCAAUGCCUCUGGCGCAGACGCAGGAGAUGGCGAUGACGUCCAGUACGCCACUGUUCGGUUUACCCACAGCACAACACAGGAUGGGACGCCGCAAGGCUGUGCGAGCGAAGAUGAUGUGGAGUACGCCACAGUGAACUUUUCCGUUCUCACUACUACUGAUGCCCGGUCUGAGGAGGAGUCUGUGAUCUACAGCAACCAGCAGAAUGCAUACAAAUGAGGACAACGGCUUAAUUUCAUUCGAAGUCAACGGUUAAACCAACCACCAUUUUGUACUUACUUUUGUUCAGUCCAGAUUGAUAUAGUGUAGUUAGCUUUUCAGUGUCAGUAUGCUUGACUGAAGCUCAAUCAGUGAUCAUGGCUGGAACUGUAGAUGAUGGGCACUAAUAAUCCACAUCUGAAGAUUUUCAAUAAAAAAAUAGCAAAUA
Molecule: messenger RNA, 2086 nt
Organism: Clupea harengus (Atlantic herring)
Lineage: Eukaryota; Metazoa; Chordata; Actinopteri; Clupeiformes; Clupeidae
Product: B-cell receptor CD22-like
Exons: 7
Coding region: 589-1878 (429 amino acids)
Source: RefSeq, a predicted model, not a curated record